AUGACUAGGAGGUCCAACAAGGACAACCUAGUUGAACAUCCAGAGAUAGACAAGCUCGAGAAGUUACUUAGGAAGCAAAAAGCCCAAGAGAUGGCCGACGAAGCAGCUCGCGCUCACGCCGCUGAAGUGGCGCGCGCCAAUGAAGAAGGACGAGAUCCGCCUCCUCCUCCUCCUAAUCCACAAGACCCUGCUGGAGAUGUGAAUGUGCAACCUCAAGCAGGAGUCCAAACAAUCGGAGACUAUGACUCUGCCGAUGCUUUCUUCACGGAUAGAAACCCUAUCCAUCCACCACUUCCUGCAAGGAAUGACUAUGAGAUCAAGCCUCAGAUCAUAGCAUUGUGCAAGCUCUUUUCAUUCUCUCUUGGCGACAAAGCUUCAAGAUGGUUGAAGUCUCUGCCAGCUCACUCCAUUACCACUUGGGAUGAGUACAAGGCCGCUUUCAUCAACCACUUCUACACCAAGCAAAGAUCAGUUUCUGUAAGGAACAAGAUCUCCAACUUUCGCCAAGCCAACAAUGAAUCUUUCUAUGAGGCGCUAGACCGAUUCAAGGAGUACAUUAGGGACUGCCCUAAUCAUGGUUUCAAUGAGGGAAACCUAUGGAACAUCUUCUAUCGUGGCAUAGACCACAAGUACAAGCUUUCAUUGGACACUGCAAGCAAUGGAAACUUCAUGACCAAGACUGUUGAUGAAGCUAAGGUUCUUAUUGAGAAUCUUGCAGCUAGUGAUUGUAACAAUUGUCCUGAUUAUGACCGCUCAAGCCGCACCACUACUAGCUCCCCUGAUUCUUUUCAAAUGACUGAACUCAAGAACAUGAUGGCUCAAGUUCUUAAGGGACAGCUCAAGCAUAUCAAUGCAAUAGAAGGGAUGAGUGAUGCGAAUGAAGACCCAUCAAGAGAAUGCAUGGGAGAUUUCUCUAAUGAAGCCAAUGAAGAAGAUGUGAACUACAUUGGAAACUAUGGGAACAAGGGAUACAAUCCAAGCUAUCGCCCAAACCCCAACAUGUAA
This is a messenger RNA of Microthlaspi erraticum, 1005 nucleotides long. The record is from the annotation of a GenBank genome assembly. NCBI's taxonomy places the organism in Eukaryota, Viridiplantae, Streptophyta, Magnoliopsida, Brassicales, Brassicaceae.